Molecule: messenger RNA, 966 nt
Organism: Dovyalis caffra
Lineage: Eukaryota; Viridiplantae; Streptophyta; Magnoliopsida; Malpighiales; Salicaceae
Source: the annotation of a GenBank genome assembly
AUGACUUCAGAUUUUGCAUUACAAGUUCCUGCUGAGCUGGAGACAGCUCUGCAGUUGAAGACUGUUCGGUACUUGGUUACACGAAGACCGUGGCUUGAUCUUUAUGGAGUUAAUGUUCGACCUGUUGCACCAUAUGGAAGUGCUAGUAGAAGGGUAAAUGUUGAUCCGGCAUUGAUACACCGGUGCUUGCCUGAUGAGCUGCUCUUUGAGGUAUUUUCACGAAUGGCUCCAUACGAUUUGGGAAGGGCAGCUUGUGUUUGUCGGAAAUGGAGAUACACUCUUCGUAACCCCAUAUUUUGGCGCCAUGCUUGCUUAAAGGCAUGGCAGUUUUCUGGAGUGGUUGAGAAUUAUAAAAUUUUGCAAUCGAAGUACGAGAGCUCAUGGAGGAAAAUGUGGCUUUCGAGGCCAAGGAUCCGUACUGAUGGUCUCUAUGUCAGUAGGAACACCUAUAUUCGGGCAGGUGUGCGAGAGUGGACCGUCACCAAUCCAGUUCACUUGGUUUGCUAUUACCGUUACAUGAGAUUUUUUCCUUCUGGCAGAUUCCUUUACAAAACUUCUGGUCAAACAGUAAAAGAUGUUGUGAAAUGCAUGAAUUUUCGUGCAUCUAAAACAGAUGGUGUUUUUAGCGGCCAUUACACAUUGACAGAUGACAAGGUUGAAGCCACUUUCAUGUACCCGGGCUUGUGCCCCACCAUGUGGAGAGCCUGCUCGAGGUUGAGAGGAACAACCUUAGGGGCUAACAAUAGGAUGGAUGUACUCUCACUUUCUACAAGUAAAGUGAACAGUGAUGGGCUAAUUGAGCCCGAGGAGGAUGUUCUUGGAUCAGCUGAGUGGCAGGAGGAUGAGAUUUCACGGAUAUCUCACAAUAGGGGUCUAGCUCCUUUCGCAUUUGUUCCUUUUCAAGAGGUGGAAACAUCAGUUUUGAACCUGCCUGUGGAAAAGAUGGAUUAUUAUGUACCUGGGUAG